AUGUACUUCUUCAUGGGGUACUUGUCCUUCCUGGAUCUCUGGUAUUCCUCCAUCUACAACCACAAGGUCCUGCUGAGCUGUGUCUCCGAGGACAAGAGCAUCUCCUUCGCUGGGUGUGCUGCUCAGCUCUUCAUCUCCAGUGGCUUGUCCUACACUGAGUGCUGCCUGCUGGUGACGAUGACCUACAACCGGUACGCAGCCAUCUCCAACCCACUCUACACUGCUGCCAUGUCCAAGAAGCUGUGCAUGGGGCUGGUGGCUGCCUCCUACCUCGGUGGCUUUGCCAAUUCCACUCUCAUUACCAGCCGCACGUUCACCCUCAGCUUUUGUGAUGCCAAUGUCAUUGAUGACUGCUUUUGCAACCUGCCCCUGCUGGUGAAGCUCUCCUGUGAUGUGACAGACAGCUACCAGGUGCUCGUGUAUUUCAUCCUGACCUCCAACAUCAUCCUUCUCUCCAUUCUCAUCCUCACAUCCUAUGCCUCCAUCCUGGCUGCCAUCCUGAAGAAGUGUUUGGCCAAGGGGCAGCACAAAGCCUUCUCCAUCCGUGCCACCCACCUCACCACCAUCAUCCUCUUCUACGGCUCCAUCCUCUUCAUUUAUGCCCAGCACAGCUCCACAUAUGUCCUGGGGAGGGACAAGGUGGUCUCUGUGUUUUACACAGUGGUGAUCCCCAUGCUGAACCCCUUCAUCUACAAUCUAAGGAACAAGGAGGUGAAGGAGACUGCUGAAGAGACAGACAGCUUCUUAGCAGAAGAAAAGCAGGGAUUACGUCCCCAAAGAUACAUAUAG
Molecule: messenger RNA, 789 nt
Organism: Balearica regulorum gibbericeps (East African grey crowned-crane)
Lineage: Eukaryota; Metazoa; Chordata; Aves; Gruiformes; Gruidae
Product: olfactory receptor 9G9-like
Biological process (GO): G protein-coupled receptor signaling pathway
Cellular component (GO): membrane
Molecular function (GO): olfactory receptor activity; G protein-coupled receptor activity
Source: RefSeq, a predicted model, not a curated record